Molecule: messenger RNA, 297 nt
Organism: Penicillium paradoxum
Lineage: Eukaryota; Fungi; Ascomycota; Eurotiomycetes; Eurotiales; Aspergillaceae
Exons: 1
Coding region: 1-297 (98 amino acids)
Source: RefSeq, a predicted model, not a curated record
AUGACGAUUGGCAAAGAUGCUGAGAAAUUCUACAUUUACUGCUUACAUAUUGGGGCAUUAAUGCAGGGUGUGAAUUGCGAAGGUGACCGGACGGGGAACGAGGCUGCGGCUUUGUUCUCUGCUCUCUUUUUCCUCUUUGUUGUCACCUCUCCAGCGAUGCCCGUGCGAGUACGAAGCAGCCAACCGGAGGAGGCGAUGCACACAUGGGCCGGAGCUCGCCUACUGCGAUCGCAACCCGACUCUUAUGAUCAUUCCCGUGUGUGGCUCAAGGCUAUGCAUUACGUCCUGCAACUGUGA